AUGAAGCCUCAAUGGGUGAACAUGGAGACUGCAGACGACCAGUCAUUCGAUGCAACGUCUCGACUGUUUAACUGGCACAGAUAUCGCGAUCAUGGUCUUUGGCUUGAAGAUAGAAAUGUGAGCAUAGAUGAUGUACGCCGUAUUCAGUUGCAUCCAUGGAUAGAGGACAUUUUCAGUGAUGGAGAUGACCCGAUAAAAGAAAAUCCACGCCCAGAGAUUGAUCUAGAGGCUAUCUUGAAAUGGUGUCAUGAAAUUGAAGACCCGGAUAGUGUUAUGGAAUGA
Messenger RNA from Penicillium malachiteum, 282 nucleotides. RefSeq lists its product as uncharacterized. The coding region runs from base 1 to 282 and encodes 93 amino acids. The record is from RefSeq and is a predicted model, not a curated record. Lineage: Eukaryota; Fungi; Ascomycota; Eurotiomycetes; Eurotiales; Aspergillaceae. The transcript has 2 exons.